AUGGCAUCCGAGGGCAGCCAGUACAAUGAAGACCCCUUGUUUGUCUCACCUGAGCGGCUGAUGCUCGAUGGUGUGCAUCGAAGGGACAGCGCGCAACAGCAGACUUCAUAUGGUCAUGCACCACCAAAGACACAUCAUCAGACCGUCUGUACGCCUCGCACAUGAACUGAGAUUUCCCCAUGGAGAAACUCCUCACUGAUCGCGCCUGCAGGGGCCUCGCAACAGACGAAUCAAGAGCGACCAGUUCUUUCCAUGCACGCUACUGCUGUUUCUGACUGGACGAUACCGACUGCUCAGACCUUCAGGACCAAUCUACCACCCACACCAAUCUCUCCGUUUCGACCACUGAGGCCACUGUCGGAAGAUGAGAAGCUCGCCUUUCCUUGCACAGGUAGUCUGGAAAAUUGCUGGAACCCGGUGCUCUGUCCUAAGCAUCAGGGCUAUUCCAAGCCGGCGGAGCAGAGGACGACUCCGCCUGAUGUCCACGCACCAAGGCCAGACAACCCGAGAAGACGCAGCGCUCCUGCCACGAAUCUACAGCCGCCUCCGGCCAAGAUCAAACGCAGUGCUACCGAGCCCGAAGAAGCAGACCACUCAAUCACCGGUCGACAACGUCAGUUCUCCAUGAACCGAGAUCCCCGCUCCUCCAUCUCCCGCGGCCGCGUUCCACACAAUCUGGUCGAGAGGCGCUACAGAGACAAUCUGAACAACCAGAUUGAAUCUCUUCGCCUCACGCUGCCAUCUUUGAAAGACGCCCAACCAGGCGAUCUCGACGACACUGCAUCCCCGCGAAUGCCCUCGAAAGCCGUCAUCAUCUCCACCGCAGCGACAUAUAUCAAUGACAUGGAAAACGAACGGACGCGUCUUCUGGCCGCUAAUAAAGCCCUGCAGGAGCAGGUUUCCAGUCUCCAGAAACUUGUCCGCUGCGAUGAUUGCUCGAUUAUGGGGUAUCUGAAUGCUAUACAGAUCAAUAACGCUGCUGCUGCUGCUGCUACUGCUAGUCAGAUGACGACGCCUGGAACUUGA
Messenger RNA from Lecanosticta acicola, 1026 nucleotides. The record is from the annotation of a GenBank genome assembly. Lineage: Eukaryota; Fungi; Ascomycota; Dothideomycetes; Mycosphaerellales; Mycosphaerellaceae.